This is a messenger RNA of Coffea eugenioides, 2188 nucleotides long. RefSeq names its product BTB/POZ domain-containing protein POB1-like. Gene Ontology annotation, cellular component: nucleus. NCBI's taxonomy places the organism in Eukaryota, Viridiplantae, Streptophyta, Magnoliopsida, Gentianales, Rubiaceae. Gene Ontology annotation, biological process: response to red light. The transcript is spliced from 6 exons. Bases 217 to 1902 code for a protein of 561 amino acids. Gene Ontology annotation, molecular function: protein binding. The record is from RefSeq and is a predicted model, not a curated record.
CAUUUGACUCAUUCCCUCUCCAUAUCUCCACAAUUCAGUUCCUGUUCCUCCUCCUCCCCAGUUUCCUAGUGUAUUACCACCUGAUAUUUAUAGUUCAAAAAAUCUCUUCCAAACCUAGGGUUUUGGGGGUGGGGGGGAGAGAGAGACAAGUUAGCUAAGAAAUUUAAUUAUUUUGUAAGAAAACAUAAGGUCAGUAAUUGUUCUCAUUUGAUUAUCAUGAGGGAUGCGAAUUUGGAUUUAUUUGACCCAAGGACGGCUGUGAUGGACAGCUCCGUUUACUCUCCCACCAGCAGCAGCCGCGACCCGGAUUUUGGGUUCGCUUUCAACGACAGCAAUUUUUCCGACCGGAUUCUCCGGAUCGAGGUCUUGGCCGACGAUUCACCCGAUUCUUUUUCCUCCGCCGCCGCCUGCCAGAGUCUUGCCGAUUGGGCUCGCUAUCGUAAGCGCCCUAGAGAAGACAUCAAAAGGCAAAAUGACAUGUGCCACUCAUUUGCAGCUUUGGAUAUCACCGUGUGUCCUGAGGAGCAGGUUCUUAACUGUGAUGAGCCUGAUACUGACGAUGUAAUACGAGGCGAAAAUCAGGAUGAAGAAGAAUUUGCAAUGAUUGAAGAAUCACCCUCAGGAGAUGAGGCUGCAAAUAGUGAUGAUUCAAGUUGUGACAUGGACUCUUCAAGAAUUUUAAGAGUUAAGACACUGCAUAUUAGCUCGCCCAUUUUGGCUGCUAAAAGCCCUUUUUUCUAUAAGCUCUUUUCGAAUGGGAUGAGGGAGUCGGAGCAGAGACAUGUAACCCUGCGAAUUAAUGCCUCAGAGGAAGCUGCCCUUAUGGAGCUCCUGAAUUUCAUGUAUAGCAAUAGCUUAAGUACAACCACAGCACCUGCUUUGCUGGAUGUGCUGAUGGCCGCCGACAAAUUUGAAGUUGCGUCAUGUAUGAGGUAUUGUGGCCGUCUUUUGCGUAAUUUGCCGAUGACACCGGAAUCUGCAUUGCUAUAUCUGGAGCUUCCAUCUAGUGUCUUGAUGGCUGAAGCAGUACAGCCCUUGACUGAUGCAGCAAAACAGUUCUUAGCUAUUCGCUACAAAGAUAUAACAAAGUUUCAAGAUGAUGUUAUGAACUUGCCUCUGGCUGGAAUUGAGGCAAUUUUGGCCAGUGAUGAUCUCCAGGUGGCAUCAGAGGAUGCUGUUUAUGACUUUGUAUUGAAGUGGGCUAGAGCUCAUUAUCCCAAGCUAGAGGAGCGGCAGGAAAUUGUUGGCUCUCGUCUUAGCCGCUACAUCCGCUUCCCUUACAUGACCUGCCGAAAGCUUAGGAAGGUUCUGAAUUGCUAUGACUUUGAGCAUGAACUUGCUUCCAAGUUUGUUCUUGAGGCCCUCUUUUUUAAGGCUGAGGCACCACAUCGCCAGCGCAUUCAGGCAGCAGAGGAUUCCGCCUCAAGUAAUCGUCGUUAUGUGGAGCGGGCUUACAAGUACCGUCCUGUAAAGUUGGUUGAGUUUGAACUUCCCCGCCAGCAGUGUGUUGUCUACUUGGAUCUUAAGCGGGAGGAGUGCGCGAACUUGUUUCCUUCUGGUCGAGUAUAUUCACAGGCAUUUCACUUGGGUGGGCAAGGUUUUUUUCUAUCUGCACACUGCAACAUGGAUCAACAGAGUUCUUUCCAUUGUUUUGGUCUGUUUCUGGGGAUGCAAGAAAAAGGUUCAGUGACAUUCGCUGUAGAUUAUGAAUUUUCUGCAAGAUUAAAACCAACAGAGGAGUACAUGAGCAAAUAUAAGGGUAAUUACACUUUUACUGGGGGAAAAGCUGUUGGGUACCGGAAUUUAUUUGGUGUGCCAUGGACUUCUUUCAUGGCCGAAGACAGUCUCUAUUUUAUCAAUGGUAUACUCCAUCUUAGGGCUGAGCUUACCAUGAAGCGAUGACUCCUAAUCCUAUGCAUUCAAGAAAGAGCUGCACUUUUGCCUCUCAGGCCGAUCUAGACUUCAAUUAGUCAGGAUUGGAGAGGGCAAAGAAGAUUGUGCAAAGCUGGCACCACUAACAUUUCUCUGAAUCAGUUUUUGGAUGACAUUAUUGUAAGCACUCGUUAUGAGCCAAGCCAGGCUAUAGGUGAAGGUUGUAAAUGAUCUUUCUGGAACUGGGAAUGUCUCGUCUGACCUGUUAAGAACGCUUUUUAAGAAAUAUACAGGCUAACCGUGAAUUUUGUGAUUA